AUGGCAGUCACGGACGAGAUCCGCCUCCGCCCAAACAUAAACAUAGCCACCCUCCUCGGCCGCAACAACCACACGUGGGAAAACGGCCGUCGAUACCACGGGCACGCCCCCGAGUUCCCAUUCCCAGAUGACCAAUCCUUCACGUUCGGAGCCGUCUGGGACGUCCUCGUGGACCGGAAGCCGUUCGUCGCGCCGCUGGCCCUGCCACUGCAGCGCAAGACGAAGGUCCUGAGUGUCCCUGGUCGAGACGGCGGCUGGGCGUCCAUGCUAUGGGAUGACGAGAAUGUGUACAGCAAAGCUCGAUAUAGCGCGGUUGAGCCGGCGUAUAUGCAGGGGCAGGGGCAGGAAGCGCGGGGCGGAGUACGGAUGGUGCAUGAGGGCUUUGAGGGUCCGUGGCCGUUUACGCGGGACGAGGCGUUCCAUUUGGUGUAUGUGGAGGGCUUGGGCGGGUUGAUUGGGGAUUAUACGUGGUUCUAUGGGAAUGUGUUUGGGCAUACGGCGCCGGGGGGGGGGGUGGAGAUUCCCUGUAGGGAAUGGAAGGACGAUCCAACAACUAAGAAGACGGGAGACUACUAUAACUGGGCUUUUGGGGAUGCCCUGGAAGGAUACUCGCUACGACUCUUCACAAAGACAUUGGGCUGGUCAAGGGAAGACACGGACGAUCUCCUCAGUAGGAUACUUGGGAGAAAGCCGGCGGAUACAGCAAGACAGGCAAAGAAUCAGGAGCCCAGGAACAGGGACACGCGUGAGAUGGACGAGAUCGUGGCCGACUGUGGGGGUCUGUUCGCUGAGUGA
Molecule: messenger RNA, 795 nt
Organism: Aspergillus mulundensis
Lineage: Eukaryota; Fungi; Ascomycota; Eurotiomycetes; Eurotiales; Aspergillaceae
Exons: 3
Coding region: 1-795 (264 amino acids)
Source: RefSeq, a predicted model, not a curated record